UGGGCCACAGAAGACCUGGGAAGGAUGGAGAAAUGGUCUAGCUUAGACUGGAAGGCAUCUGAGGCUAUACCCCAAGAAGACUCUUGCCUGGAUCCCCUAGAAGGAGACCCUAAUUCCAAGCCACCUCUAGCCAAGCCCCAGAUUGUCAUGGCCAAGAGCCGCACUCGGCUCUUUGGGAAGGGUGACUCUGAGGAGGCAUCACCUAUGGAUUGUGCUUAUGAGGAAGGUGGGAUGGCCUCAUGCCCUACCAUCACCGUCAGCUCUGUGGUCACUCUACAGAGACCUAGAGAUGGUCCCACCUAUGCCAGGCAGUCAUCGCAAGACUCUGUCUCUGCCAGUGCUGAGAAACCCCUCAAGCUCUACGACCGCAGGAGCAUCUUCGAUGCUGUGGCUCAGAGUAACUGCCAGGAGCUGGAGAGCCUGCUGCCCUUCCUGCAGAAGAGCAAGAAGCGCCUCACGGACAGCGAGUUCAAAGAUCCCGAGACAGGGAAGACCUGUCUGCUGAAAGCCAUGCUCAACUUGCACGAUGGGCAGAAUGACACCAUUGCCCUGCUCCUGGACAUAGCCCGGCAAACGGACAGCCUGAAGCAGUUCGUCAACGCCAGCUACACAGACAGCUACUACAAGGGCCAGACGGCUCUGCACAUUGCCAUCGAGAGGCGGAAUAUGGCACUGGUGACCCUCCUGGUGGAGAAUGGAGCAGAUGUCCAGGCUGCAGCCAAUGGAGACUUCUUUAAGAAAACCAAAGGGCGGCCUGGUUUCUACUUUGGAGAGCUGCCCCUGUCCCUUGCUGCGUGCACCAACCAGCUGGGCAUCGUGAAGUUCCUGCUGCAGAAUUCCUGGCAGCCAGCAGAUAUCAGCGCUCGGGACUCAGUGGGCAACACUGUGCUGCAUGCCCUGGUGGAGGUGGCUGACAACACGGCUGACAACACCAAGUUUGUGACAAGCAUGUACAAUGAAAUUCUGAUCCUAGGGGCCAAACUCCACCCCACACUGAAGCUGGAGGAGCUCACCAACAAGAAGGGACUCACACCGCUGUCUCUGGCUGCCAGCACUGGGAAGAUUGGGGUCUUAGCUUAUAUUCUCCAGAGGGAGAUCCAGGAGCCUGAGUGCCGGCACCUGUCCAGGAAGUUCACUGAGUGGGCCUACGGGCCAGUACAUUCCUCACUCUAUGACCUGUCCUGCAUUGACACCUGUGAGAAGAACUCGGUGCUAGAGGUGAUUGCAUACAGCAGCAGUGAGACCCCUAAUCGCCAUGACAUGCUCCUGGUGGAGCCCUUGAACCGACUUCUACAGGACAAGUGGGACAGAUUUGUCAAGCGCAUCUUCUACUUCAACUUCUUUGUCUACUGCCUGUACAUGAUGGUCUUCACCACGGCUGCCUACUACAGGCCUGUGGAUGGCUUGCCCCCCUAUAAGCUGAAGAACACGGUUGGAGACUACUUCCGAGUCACUGGAGAGAUCCUGUCUGUGUUGGGAGGCGUCUACUUUUUUUUCCGAGGGAUUCAGUAUUUCCUGCAGAGGCGGCCAUCCAUCAAGAGUUUGUUUGUGGACAGCUACAGUGAGAUGCUCUUCUUUGUUCAGUCGCUGUUCAUGCUGGUGUCUGUGGUGCUGUACUUCAGCCACCGUAAGGAGUAUGUGGCCUCCAUGGUGUUCUCGCUGGCCAUGGGCUGGACCAACAUGCUCUACUAUACCCGCGGCUUCCAGCAGAUGGGCAUCUAUGCUGUCAUGAUUGAGAAGAUGAUCCUCAGAGACCUGUGUCGAUUCAUGUUUGUUUAUAUCGUGUUCUUGUUCGGGUUUUCCACAGCGGUGGUGACACUGAUUGAGGAUGGCAAGAAUAACUCUGAACUGGCUGAGUCCACACCACAUAAGUUUCGGGGCUGCAGGUCCCCAGACAACUCCUACAAUAGCCUGUACUCUACCUGUCUGGAGCUGUUCAAGUUCACCAUUGGCAUGGGAGACCUGGAGUUCACUGAGAACUAUGACUUCAAGGCCGUCUUCAUCAUCUUGCUGCUAGCCUACGUGAUCCUCACUUACAUCCUCCUGCUCAACAUGCUCAUAGCACUCAUGGGCGAGACUGUCAACAAGAUCGCGCAGGAGAGCAAGAACAUCUGGAAGCUGCAGCGAGCCAUCACCAUCCUGGACACAGAGAAGAGCUUUCUGAAGUGCAUGAGGAAGGCCUUCCGCUCGGGCAAGCUGCUGCAGGUGGGGUUCACUCCUGAUGGCAAGGAUGAUUACCGGUGGUGUUUUAGGGUUGAUGAGGUGAAUUGGACUACCUGGAACACCAAUGUGGGCAUCAUUAAUGAGGACCCGGGCUACUGUGAGGGCGUCAAACGCACCCUGAGCUUCUCCUUGAGGUCAGGCCGAGUUUCAGGGAGAAACUGGAAGAACUUUACCCUGGUUCCCCUUUUGAGGGAUGCAAGCACUCGAGAUAGGCACCCUGCCCAGCCUGAGGAAGUUCAUCUAAAGCACUUCUCAGGGUCUCUAAAACCAGAGGAUGCUGAAGUCUUUAAGGAUUCAAUGACUUCAGGGGAGAAGUGA
Messenger RNA from Jaculus jaculus (lesser Egyptian jerboa), 2541 nucleotides. It is a transcript of the gene Trpv1, whose product is annotated as transient receptor potential cation channel subfamily V member 1. The transcript is spliced from 15 exons. Gene Ontology annotation, biological process: calcium ion import across plasma membrane. The record is from RefSeq and is a predicted model, not a curated record. Lineage: Eukaryota; Metazoa; Chordata; Mammalia; Rodentia; Dipodidae. Gene Ontology annotation, molecular function: calcium channel activity; protein binding. Gene Ontology annotation, cellular component: membrane. The coding region runs from base 25 to 2541 and encodes 838 amino acids.